This is a messenger RNA of Periconia digitata, 1512 nucleotides long. The record is from the annotation of a GenBank genome assembly. Lineage: Eukaryota; Fungi; Ascomycota; Dothideomycetes; Pleosporales; Periconiaceae.
UUGACAAGCGGAUCUAUACUGACUGCACUUUGGUCCGCUGACCAAGCCCCCUACUGUCCAGUGAAAAUACAUAAACAAAUAGGACGUCCUACGACGGCUCAUUUCGCACCCCGCAUGGUAUCCUUUCAAGCAACCAUGCAUUCGACUUUCAGUAAAGUUGUUUGCGCCGCGAGCGCCAUCAUUGUACUAGCGAAUGCGGCACCUGCGCCUAAUCCCGAACCCCAACUUCUUUCCGGUGUCCUUGGCCUUACUGACGGAGUUCUCGGCCUUACCAACGGAAUUUUAAACGCCCUGACAGCCGACCUGAAUGGUCUUCUAAAUCCUCAACCGAAGGCAACGCCCCAGAGCACCGAAGACGUCGCUGCGUACCUACAACAGCGAUAUAAAGAUCGGCCAUUAGAUCAGGGAUUCAUUGCCCAUGGCCAUGAUUACCAGUUGAACGGGCUUAUUCCUCAAGAAAUAGUAGGAAGUACAAUCAACACCAGCCCGGCUGGCCUCAAUUCCUUCACCAAUACGAACCCGAAGGCACGCGACACCAUCUUUCCCAAAGCUGACAAUAACGACCCGUCGUACACUGUCUCUGAAGACCAGCUGCGAGCUGCGAUCUACAUCCCGUCGUCUCCUGAUUUCACCAAUGCCACCAACCCGGUUCUCUUAGUCCCUGGUACUGGAGUCUUUGGAGGUGCCAAUUUUCAGUCCAACUUCAUCAAGGUCUUACAACAAGACCCCUCAAUUGGACAGCCGGCGUGGCUCAACGUUCCGGGCGCGCAGCUUGGCGAUGUACAGACAAACAGUGAAUACGUCGCCUACGCAAUCAACUACAUCAGCUCUAUCACCGGGGGACAUAAAGUAAAUGUGAUUGGAUGGUCGCAAGGGAAUCUCGACACGCAGUGGGUGUCAAAGUACUGGCCGUCAUGCCGUAGCAACAUCAAACAACUCAUCUCAGUUUCGCCUGACUUUCACGGAACCACAUUGGCGAAUUUGCUCGAUCUUCCCGCAGACUUGGGUCUUUUGCCAAUGUCCCCAGCAUUCUUGCAGCAAAAACGCGAUUCGAAGCUUAUAAAAGCUCUGCGCCGGGAUGGCGGAGACAGCGCAUAUGUCCCCACCACCUCGUUUUACUCUGCGCUGUUUGACGAGGUUGUCCAACCAAUGUCAGGCAAGGAAGCCUCAGCAUAUCUCGAGGAUGUUCGCGGAGUUGGGGUGUCAAACAUUGAGAUUCAGUCUGUGUGUGGAGCGGCACCAGCUGGAGUGUUGGGUACACACGAGAGCUUGUUGUUCAACGGGCUAGUGAUGAACCUUGCCAUUGACGCUCUGAGGAAUGGUGGACCAGCACAAACGUCGCGAAUUGAUCUCGCUGCUGUAUGCCAACAGGCUGUGUACCCCAGCUUAGACCUAGGUGACGUCAUAGCAUCCGAGGCCACCAUCCCUACUGGCGCAAUCAACAUUCUCGAAAAUAUUAUGAACGGCGAUGCCGUCUAUACUGAGCCGGCCCUACGAAAGUACGCUGCUUAA